Nematolebias whitei (Rio pearlfish) is the source of this 787-nucleotide messenger RNA. RefSeq names its product junctophilin-3. NCBI's taxonomy places the organism in Eukaryota, Metazoa, Chordata, Actinopteri, Cyprinodontiformes, Rivulidae. Gene Ontology annotation, biological process: regulation of synaptic plasticity. Gene Ontology annotation, cellular component: junctional membrane complex; endoplasmic reticulum membrane; plasma membrane. The coding region runs from base 395 to 787 and encodes 130 amino acids. The record is from RefSeq and is a predicted model, not a curated record. The transcript has a single exon.
UCAGGAAGAAUAAUGGCAGCUUCAGGCCCUGCUUUGCUCCUCGGUCAACUGCAGGAGCUACACAGAAGCUGAAGCUCGUGCGAGCCCGCUGGGAGAAUGGUGUGAACGCCUCGCCACUGUUCCCCCUGACGCAGCAGUGAGGGCCCACGUUUCGUAGUUCUCCUUCUACUGCUCUGAUCUUGUUGGAAACCAGAGGUGGCAUUUGUCAGUUUGUGUGGGAGUUCUCUCCCUCCCACUCCUGCCUCCUCACCCCUCACCUCUCCAACCUGCAGGCUCGGCUCCGUGGGUUGCCCGUACAAUCAAACUGUCCUUCUUUUCGCUCCCUUUCUUUUCUUUUUCUUUUCUUUUUCUUUUUGUUGAGGCUUCAGGGGAAUUGCCAAGACCUGUUACAUGCAUGUCCACUGGCGGCAGGUUCAACUUUGACGAUGGGGGGUCAUACUGCGGAGGGUGGGAGGAGGGCAAGGCGCAUGGCUUUGGGAUCUGUACUGGACCCAAGGGCCAGGGCGAGUACUGCGGCUCCUGGGCCCACGGAUUUGAACUGCUGGGCGUCUACACGUGGCCCAGCGGGAACACCUACCAGGGCACCUGGGCACAGGGGAAGAGACAUGGCCUGGGGGUGGAGAACAAAGGCCGGUGGGUGUACAAGGGUGAGUGGACGCACGGCUUCAAAGGACGCUAUGGUGUCCGGGAGAGCACCGGGACGAGCGGGAAGUACGAGGGGACAUGGAACAACGGGCUGCAGGACGGAUAUGGGACCGAGACGUACUCAGAUGGAGGUAAGAACUAG